GCCACCGUUCAUGGGGGUUGUUCAACUCAGGAAAAAACACCAGUUGUUUUUAUUUAUUUUUCGUAAAGACCCAUCAGUGAUAAUGUCGCAACCUCAGUUCAGCGAAAACGAACAACGUGAACUCGCCCAGUUCCUUGAAGCCGAGAACGCCAAGGCUCGCAUUCAACAGACUGUUCACUCUUUGACUGACACCUGCUGGGAUAAGUGCAUUUUCAAGGUGAACAACAAGUUGGACCGCAGCGAAGAAGCAUGUCUCUCCAACUGUGUGGAGCGCUUUUUGGAUACCAGCUUGUUCAUCGUCAAGCGUCUCGAGGAUCUCAGAAGCUCAGCUAUGUAAAAUCGCUAUAUAGACACGCAUCAACGUAAUGUACAGUUUAUGAAAGAAACAAAAAAAAGAAACCAAAAAGCCGAACACCAAAGCUAUAAAAGCCU
Molecule: messenger RNA, 432 nt
Organism: Radiomyces spectabilis
Lineage: Eukaryota; Fungi; Mucoromycota; Mucoromycetes; Mucorales; Radiomycetaceae
Product: Tim10/DDP family zinc finger-domain-containing protein
Exons: 3
Coding region: 11-337 (108 amino acids)
Source: RefSeq, a predicted model, not a curated record